This is a messenger RNA of Ciona intestinalis (vase tunicate), 2039 nucleotides long. The record is from RefSeq and is a predicted model, not a curated record. NCBI's taxonomy places the organism in Eukaryota, Metazoa, Chordata, Ascidiacea, Phlebobranchia, Cionidae.
UGAAAAUAAGUUAAGAAUUUUCUCGUGUGACAGGAUGUGUCGUGCUAAAAGUUAAGAUUUUGUUAGUGUGAAAAGUUAAGAAUUUUCUCGNUGUGACAGGAUGUGUCGUGCUAAAAGUUAAGAUUUUGUUAGUGUGAAAAGUUAAGAUUUUUCUCGUGUGACAGGAUGUGUCGUGCUAAAAGUUAAGAUUUUGUUACUCUGAAAAGUUAAGAAUUUUCUCGUGUGACAGGAUGUGUCGUGUUAAAUGUUAAGAUUUUGUUAGUGACAGAAUGUUUAUGCAUUACUCUAUAAUAAAUUAAGAUUUCUACGUCUUUUAGUAAAGACAAAAUUACAUAGUAAUAUUAAAAUUGAUUUUACUGAAAGAAUUGAUUUUACUUUGAAGAUAAGAAUUCAACCAAUUACUCAGUUGCUCAAAAUGAAAGAUGCAAGAGAUGCUUCUUCAUCUGUUUCAACUGUAAAGGAUCAAACUUUGGUGAAAAAAACUUUACACAACAACAAAGCUGGUCAAAUCUUGAAGUUCAACACUUUCCAGGAAACUACUGUUGCCAUUCAAGAUUUUGAAACAGAAACUGUCACCAAGUUUGUUUUCUUAAAAAAGGAAAAAAAUGAUUUAACCAUAAGUAGAGUUCAAUGGGAUACACAAGAAAGAAUUCCAUUUGUUGUUAAGUCAUACACAAAAUAUGAAUGUCAACACGGAAAAGACCGAAAUAAAAACAGGAAUUUAAAACGACAAACCCAGUUUAAAGGUCCAGCUGACCACAUGUAUGAAGCAAAAAAAUACCUUUGUGUGCAAGGAUCAAAGAAAAUGAAUUGCACUGCUCGUUUAAAUAUUCGAGAAAUUCUCAUUUUUCCGGAUCAAAAGGUUAAUUCAGGAGCAGAUGAAGAAAAACGGAGAGUGUCAAAACAUUUAAAGACAGUUGGCUUUUCAUCUAUUAAAAAUAGUACAUGUCGUUUUAUUGUACUGUUUCCCUCUAUCCAUGAUCACAGUGGACAUCCUGUUGGAGAGGCUGCAGGCAUCCAACAACGAGUGGAUAGUAGAGUGAUUGACAAAGUCGGAGAACUAAUCGAUGACCGUGUCUGCUCCAUCAUGGAAAUACAACGUCAUUUAAAAGUAUUUGUGGUCAAAGAACUGUUCAAGAAUGCAACGCCUCCACUGCAAAGUAACAGAAGAUUUUUUCCGACUAAAAAAGACAUCAGCAAUCACUAUUAUAAUGCUUAUACAAAACGAAAGUUGUCAAAAAUUGACCAAGCAAAUGUACAAUUGCUGGUUGAUGAGUGGUCUUGUAAGUCGCCUAAAGACAACAUUGUCUUCAGACCAUAUAUUGCCAGUGGUUGUCCCAAACCAUUACAUGAAGAAAUUGGCAAUGAUGACAUUACUGCAUUAGAUUCAAAACAAACAUUGUUGUUUAUAUACCAGACAGCAUGGCAGAAACGACUUUUGCUUCGUUAUGGCCAAGAUAUUUGUCUUCUGGAUGCAACUUAUAAGACAUCAAAGUACGCACUGCCAUUGUUCUUCCUGUGCAUAAAGACCAAUGUCAAUUAUCAAGUUGUUGCAUGUUUUGUGACACAAAAUGAGCGUCAAUCUGACAUCACAGAGGCUCUUGAAAUGAUAAAGAUCUGGACACCUGAAUGGAACCCAAAAUUUUUCAUGACCGACAAAUGUGAAGCUGAAAUAAAUGCAGUGGAAGCUACUUUUCAAGAUUGUAAAGUUCUUCUUUGUGACUUCCAUCGAGAACAGGCGUGGGAAAGAUGGGUCAAGAAAACAGAUAAUGGUGUUGGAGACAGAAAAAAGGCAGUUUUAUCUGGCUUACGUGCAGUAGCGAAAGCAGAAAGUCAGAAUGAGCUCAAAAGUGCAGUAGAUUCACUUACAGAUAGUGAAUUUUAUACAGACAAUCCAAAACUACAAAUGUACUUUAACAAUGCCUGGUGGCCACAAAAAGAGGUCAUUUAUUUUUCUAGCCAUAUUAAAAACUUUGCAUGUUUGAUUAAGUACUAUUUUAUCUGUGGGCUAAUAAUCUAAUAUGUAUUAUUUCCUUACA